Messenger RNA from Amyelois transitella, 1307 nucleotides. RefSeq names its product alpha-(1,3)-fucosyltransferase C-like. The record is from RefSeq and is a predicted model, not a curated record. Gene Ontology annotation, cellular component: membrane. NCBI's taxonomy places the organism in Eukaryota, Metazoa, Arthropoda, Insecta, Lepidoptera, Pyralidae. Gene Ontology annotation, molecular function: alpha-(1->3)-fucosyltransferase activity. The transcript is spliced from 2 exons. The coding region runs from base 1 to 1224 and encodes 407 amino acids.
AUGAAGUUACAAAGUCAUCCUAAAUUUAUAAAAAUAUUUUAUUAUUUUCUUUUUAAUGCUGCUGUGUUUGUCCUUUUAUAUCAAACAUUUGCAAGACACAACAUUAAACCGCAAUAUGCAACUGUGAUAAAUGAACUAGUGCAGAGAAACCAACAACAUCGGAAAUUGAAAUACAUUCUUCUUUGGACCCAUCCUGAAGAUACUCCGUUUGUUUAUUUUGGUCACGGGACCUCUGUAUUUGAAAAUAAAUCGUGCGAGUUUGCUAACUGUUUUGUUACUGGCGAUAGAAAUUUUCUAGGUGACUACACCAAGUUCGAUGUUAUAGCUUUUAGUAGUUCGCGACUGUCUGACAUUUCACAGGCAACUGAUAUACCACCAAAGAGGUCAGCAAAUCAAAAAUAUGUUUUCGCAAGUGUAGAAUCUGCUGCUUAUUAUCCUAUAUGCACAGAUGAAUGGAACGAUUUUUUUAAUUGGACCUGGACCUAUAAAUUAAACUCAGACGCUAUGUGGGGUUACAUUAACGUUCGUAAUGCUACUGGACAUUCUAUUGGACCCAUGACAGAAAUGCACUGGAUUAAUUCGAGGCACAUGGACAAUAUUGACGAUAACCUAAGAUCCACUCUUCGAUUUAAAAACCGGAUUGCUGCAUGGUUUGUAUCAAAUUGUGAAACUCAAAGUCUCAGAGAGGAAUUUGUAAAACAAGUAAAUUUCGAGUUAAACCAGUAUAAUAUAAGUGUUGAUAUUUUUGGAAGCUGUGGGAACCAUUAUUGCUCUAAAAAAAUUAUGAGAAGGUGUUUAAAAUUGCUAGAGAAAAAUUACUUUUUCUAUUUCGCAUUUGAAAAUUCAUUUAGUGAAGACUAUGUUACAGAGAAACUAAUGUAUGCCUUGCAACACAACACGGUACCAGUCGUGUACGGAGGCGCAAAUUACACCAGGUUCUUGCCGAAAGGUUCUUACUUAAAUGCCCGAACAAUGGGACCAACAAACCUAGCACACAAAAUGUUUGAACUGAUGACUGAUCUAAACGCUUACGCUCAGUAUUUUAAAUGGAAGAAAUAUUAUUCGUACCAUUACAGACAUGAAAGCCCAGAUACCGAUGACUAUUGUAAAUUUUGUGCCAUGCUUAAUGACGAAGAAUUAUUCAAACGUAAGAGUUAUUACGCAAAUAUGAGAAUUUGGUGGUCAGACAAACACACGUGUACGAUGAAAAUCUCCAAAAAAUAACAAGAUAUUUAACUGUUUCUCGUGAAAAAACGCGAUAAAUAAUAUUUCUGUAUUUAGUCUUAAGCUGCUGAGGCCUUAAUAGA